Molecule: messenger RNA, 939 nt
Organism: Alexandromys fortis (reed vole)
Lineage: Eukaryota; Metazoa; Chordata; Mammalia; Rodentia; Cricetidae
Product: olfactory receptor 477
Exons: 1
Coding region: 1-939 (312 amino acids)
Biological process (GO): sensory perception of smell; G protein-coupled receptor signaling pathway
Cellular component (GO): membrane
Molecular function (GO): odorant binding; olfactory receptor activity; G protein-coupled receptor activity
Source: RefSeq, a predicted model, not a curated record
AUGAAGGCUCCAAAUCACACAGUUGUGAAAGAGUUCAUUCUUCUGGGGUUAACAGAGAACCCCACACUGCAUGUAAUUCUCUUUAUGGUAUUUCUUGGAAUAUAUGCUGUUACUUUAGUAGCCAAUAUCAGCAUCAUCACUUUAAUAAGAAACUUCCCUCAGCUCCACACACCCAUGUAUCAGUUCCUUAGCCAUCUGGCUUUUGUGGACAUUGGGUUUUCUACAUCAGUCACACCUAUAAUGCUUGUAGGAUUCCUUGGAUAUGGAAUGGUACUUUCUGUGGCUGCAUGUGAAGCCCAAUUUUGCAUUGCAGUGACAUUUGGUACAGUCGAAUGCUUCCUUCUGGCAGCCAUGGCCUAUGACAGAUAUGUGGCCAUUUGCUCACCCUUGCUCUACUCCACACAUAUGUCCCCUAGAAUCUGCUUCCUCUUGGUUGGGGUUUCCUAUGUUGGUGGCUGUGUGAAUUCAAUGACAUUUACUAGCUGCCUGUUGAGUUUGUCCUUCUGUGGGCCAAAUCACAUAGAUCACUUUUUCUGUGACUUUCCUGCUGUGUUGAAACUUUCAUGCUCAGAUGUUUCCAUUAUUGGAAUUAUUCCCUCCAUCUCUGCCGGAUCCAUCAUUGUGAUCACAGUGUUUGUCAUAGCUAUCUCCUACACCUGCAUCCUCAUCACCAUCCUGAAGAUGCGCUCCACCGAGGGCCGCCAAAAGGCCUUCUCCACCUGUACCUCCCACCUCACUGCAGUCACUCUCUACUAUGGGACCAUCACCUUCAUCUAUGUGAUGCCCAAGUCCAACUACUCUACUGAGCAGAACAAGAUAAUGGCUGUGUUCUACACAGUGGUGAUCCCCAUGAUUAACCCCCUCAUUUACAGUCUGAGGAACAGAGAUGUAAAGGAGGCCCUGAGAAAGGUCACCAUCAAAAUAUAUACAAGAGGAUAA